UUAAUAUUUUGAAAAAAUAAGGAAAGCUCAUUCAACCCUAAUUUUCUUGUUCAUAUAUGGGCUGUACUGAUUAAAGAGAUCGUGUCCCAAUUCCUCAAUUCUGAAUCGAGUUUCAAAAUUAGGGGGAAAAGAAAACUUCGGGUUCAAUAACUGUUGAGGUGUUGAUUUUUCAUAGUGUGCAAUUAGUUUUUUGGGAAGUUAGAUGCUGUUGAGUUUAUUCGUCUGCCACAAAAGGCAAACUUGAGGACAUAUAUAAAACAUGUCAAGCAAGAAGGAAGAGAAAUCUCAGGCUGCAGCUGAAAGAAUCAAGGCUGCAGCCCUGAGUGCUGCUAAAGGCCUUAGUCGUGCCCAGGCUGAAAGGGCGGCUGCUGCGGCUGCCCGAAAUGUCAAUGCCUAUGGGCAGAAGGAAGAAGGGCCUAGCAGAUGGCAGGAGAAAAGAGAAGCAAAGAGGCAGAUGUAUUUGAUGAGUACCGAAAAAGCUGUUAAAUUGGGUGAAAGGAAAGACCUCAAGCCUGCAAUGUCGGCUGCAGGUGGAGUGGCGCAGUGCCAAAAGUGUUUCCAGAGUGGCCAUUGGACAUAUGAAUGCAAGAAUGAACGGGUUUACAUUUCGAGACCAUCCCGGACCCAACAACUUAAAAACCCUAAAUUGAGGGUGAAUGUGUCUGUGACUUAUGAUUUGGAUGAUAACAUUCCUGAUGCUAAGGAGGAAAAGGCAAAAACAAGUUCCAAAAAAACCAAAAGGAAGCAUCGGAAGGACUCUGAUUCUGGUAGCGAUAGUGAGGAUUCUGUUUUUGAGACCGAUAGUGGCAGUGGGUCAUCAUCUGUUACGGGGUCGGAUUAUUCUUCUGAAAGUAGUUCAGGUUACAGUUCAUCUUCUGAUUCAGAGGAGGAACGGAGACGGAGGAGAAAGAAGAAGCAGAAGAGAGGAAGACGCAAGAGGUACAGUUCAUCAGAAUCAUCUGAUUCAGAUUCUGCUUCAGACUCUGAUUCUGAUGAUGAAAGGAGCCGGAGAAAGAAGAGGCAUAAUCGAAGACACUGAAUGAGACUGAAGAAUGCGUGGAGCAACAAAGGGGUUGGUGAGUGGGGGGGACAUGUUGGAUCGUUACCAAGUCCAUGUAUACAAUCAUGAAGUUUCAGCAGCUAUGUGCACUUGUUUGUGAUAUCGGUAAUGUAGAAUAAGCUUUCCUAGAUGCAGGGGUUGUGUUUUUGUUUCUUUGAUUACUUAUCCUGAAGAUACUUGCAAGUUAGGUUUAAUCUUUAAACAGUUACCUUUUUGGACAUGCUCUAUGUUGUUUAUGAGAUGUUUAAGCAGUUGGAUGGUUUUUUCAUUUGACGCAAGCUUUGAAUGCUGUCAUACUCAUACUCUCAUUUGCAACAUAAUUUCUUGUGUAGUUUUGAGGCUUUCA
Molecule: messenger RNA, 1406 nt
Organism: Glycine soja
Lineage: Eukaryota; Viridiplantae; Streptophyta; Magnoliopsida; Fabales; Fabaceae
Product: zinc finger CCHC domain-containing protein 10-like
Exons: 2
Coding region: 260-1039 (259 amino acids)
Source: RefSeq, a predicted model, not a curated record